Acinonyx jubatus (cheetah) is the source of this 1726-nucleotide messenger RNA. RefSeq names its product zinc finger protein 622 (gene ZNF622). Gene Ontology annotation, cellular component: preribosome, large subunit precursor. The transcript is spliced from 6 exons. NCBI's taxonomy places the organism in Eukaryota, Metazoa, Chordata, Mammalia, Carnivora, Felidae. The record is from RefSeq and is a predicted model, not a curated record. Bases 154 to 1578 code for a protein of 474 amino acids. Gene Ontology annotation, molecular function: nucleic acid binding; zinc ion binding. Gene Ontology annotation, biological process: ribosomal large subunit biogenesis.
UGUGCCGGAACUCCUCACAGAUCGAGGCUGGAAGCCAGCGGGCGCUCUGGUUUCUUGUGAGCUCUGAGGCGAGUAGAGGUUUGAGCGUCUGGUGGCGUUCAAGCUGUCGUCGCUAGACUUCUGCCUUGGUCGCCUCUAAUCUCGGCCCUGGAGAUGGCGACGUACACCUGCAUUACCUGCCGGGUGGCGUUCGACGACGCGGAGGUGCAACGGGCCCACUACAAGACGGACUGGCACCGCUACAACCUGAAGCGCAAAGUGGCCGACAUGGCUCCGGUCACCGCCGAGGGUUUCCAGGAGCGGGUGCGGGCGCAGCGGGCCGUGGCGGAGCAGGAGAGCAAGGGCACGGCCACCUACUGCACCGUCUGCAGUAAGAAGUUUGCCUCUUUCAACGCCUACGAGAACCACCUCAAGUCCCGGCGGCACGUGGAGCUGGAGAAGAAGGCCGUGCGGGCCGUGAACCGCAAAGUGGAGAUGAUGAACGAAAAGAACCUGGAGAAAGGCCUGGGCGUGGACAGCGUGGACAAGGAUGCCAUGAACGCGGCCAUCCAGCAGGCCAUCAAGGCUCAGCCGUCCAUGUCUCCCAAGAAGGCCCCCGCAGCGCCGGAGGAGGAGCCCAGGAGUCCCGUGGCGGUGGCUGAUGGAGGACGUGCGCCUCACGACCGGGACCCGGCCGAGAAACCUCCCCGGCUCCAGUGGUUUGAACAGCAGGCCAAGAAGUUGGCAAAGCAGCAGGAGGAGGAGGAGAGUGAGGAGGAGGAGGACCUCGACGAAGAAGAUUGGGAAGAUAUCGAUUCUGAUGAGGAGUCGGAAUGUGAGGAUGCUGAACCAAUGGACGAGGCGGAGGAGGGGGAGGCUGGGGGAGGCCCCCUCAGCGGUGCUAUCCCCAUAACAGACUGCUUAUUUUGCCCCCAUCAUUCAAGCUGCCUCAUGAAGAAUGUGGCUCAUAUGACCAAAGUCCACAGCUUCUUUAUUCCCGACAUAGAAUAUCUUUCUGAUCUUAAGGGACUGAUUAAAUACUUGGGAGAGAAAGUUGGCGUUGGGAAGAUUUGCUUGUGGUGCAAUGAGAAAGGGAAAUCCUUCUACUCCACGGAAGCUGUACAGGCACACAUGAAUGACAAAAGCCACUGUAAGCUCUUCACGGACGGUGAUGCUGCUUUGGAAUUUGCAGACUUCUAUGAUUUUAGGAGUAGCUACCCAGAUUACACGGAAGGGGGGCAGCCUGAUGGGACUGAGGACUUACCCUCCGAAAAGACAUUAGAAUAUGAUGAUGAAACCAUGGAGCUGAUUCUGCCUUCUGGUGCCAGAGUGGGUCAUCGCUCCUUGAUGAGAUACUACAAACAGCGAUUUGGCUUGUCAAGAACCGUGGCUGUUGCUAAGAAUCAGAAGGCCGUGGGCCGGAUACUCCAGCAGUACAGAGCCCUGGGGUGGACCGGCAACACAGCCACAGGAGCUGCUCUGAUGCGUGAGCGAGACAUGCAAUAUGUCCAAAGGAUGAAGUCAAAGUGGAUGCUGAAGACAGGAAUGAAGAACAAUGCCACCAAGCAGAUGCACUUCAGGCCCCAAGUGAGGUUCUGAGUGUCUGCCCAAGGACUGGGUGGUCUGUCCCUUGCACAGGUGUCCUUGCCCGAGGGCCAGGGGAACCGGAUUGUGUGACACCCCUGUUUGCUGCUACUUCUCCCUGUACUUGAUCCGUUCUGACCUGGUAAUAAAAGUCAGAAUCUCA